Episyrphus balteatus (marmalade hoverfly) is the source of this 2256-nucleotide messenger RNA. Its product is annotated as nidogen-like. Bases 1 to 2256 code for a protein of 751 amino acids. The record is from RefSeq and is a predicted model, not a curated record. The transcript is spliced from 9 exons. Gene Ontology annotation, biological process: cell-matrix adhesion. Gene Ontology annotation, molecular function: calcium ion binding. Lineage: Eukaryota; Metazoa; Arthropoda; Insecta; Diptera; Syrphidae.
AUGAUACUUAUUUAUAAGGUACCGAUCAACAAAAAUGGAAUUUUAACGUUUGAUAAAGAAUUCCCAAAAUUCUUUAGUGUAGAAUAUCCAGGGAAAAUUCCAUCAAUUGCGCCAUUUUUUGCAAAUGUGGAUAUAAGAGUGCGUAAUAAUUCAAUCAGUCUCUUUAAAUCACAAGAUAAUGAGAAACUACAAAAGGCUAAUAGUCUUGUUCGAAGAAAAUAUUCCAAAAACUUUGAAGCCACAAUCUUAUACGUGGCUACUUGGGAGAAUGUUGGAUAUUAUAUUGAUCAAAUAGAAAGGUUCAAUACUUUCCAGGCUGUCAUAAUUUGCAACUCGGAUGAAACCUAUGUCCAAUUUAUUUACCCAGAUGAGGGUAUCAAUUGGUUUAAUAGUGAUUCUGUGGAGUUUGGCGUUCGAGAUGUUCUAGCUCAAGCGGGUUUUGUUUCGGAUGAUGGAAGAUACUUCAUGAUAAAUGGAUCUGGAACUGAAAACGUUGCGAAUUUGAGUAAGAUGUCGAAUAUUGGAAUCAAUGGAGUCUUCUUAUAUCGUGUUGGUCUGCUAGGCUUUGAUUCAAAUAUUUCCGAUGAAGAUAAUAAUGGAAUUAUCAAUGAAAAUGUUUCCUUAAUGUCGUGUGCCGAAACUGGUCGUGCAACAUGUCAUUCCUCAGCUUCCUGCAACGAUAAAACUAAAGGAUUUUAUUGCAAGUGCUUUGAUGGAUUCUACGGAAACGGGCUUUCAUGCAUCGAAAAUACAAGGAUCAUCAGAAUUUCUGGAUCGCUAAGUGGCCAAAUUAAUAAUCUUACUAUUGAUAGGGAUGUGAAAGUUGUAUCAAUAAUAAGUAUGGAAAAAGGUGUUAGUGAAACUGCCAUCACACCAAUCAGUCACAUAUUGGAGGGCCAGUUAAAGCUGGCUGUACCAGUUUUCAGUUCUUUUGGCUGGCUGGUUGCAAAACCACUAUCCCCGAAAUUUAUGAAUGGCUACCAGUGGACCGGUGGUAAGUUCGUUCACAGCUCUGAAUUGAUUUUCGAGUCUGGUGAGAUCCUACACAUCAAUCAAACAUUUGAAGUUAAUGAUCGUACGCAGACAGUUAAAAUCGAUAUAAAUGGAUUCGUACCGAAGAUCGAGUAUGACGAAGAAAUUGAAAUUCCGGGUUAUACCAAAGAAUUAAAAUUUGCAUCCCCGAAUAAAAUUUCAUCAACAGUAGAACAUUAUGUUGAGAUUCCUUCGAAGAACAAAACUAUUAAAUUUCAGUUAAGUCAAAACAGUUCCUUUGAAUCCUGCAACUCAUGUUACAGCAACGAAAUCGAUGUCACGAAAAUGACUUCUCUUGAAAAAGUUUCUAGAACUUCUUUGAAAUUAAUUUCAGUUCUGUAUACUUAUUCUCUACGUAGUACUAAGAUGAUUACAAAAAUUGGUGAUGACGAUAUAUUGAACCCUUGUAGCUUAGCAAACUGCUGGAAAUUUAGUAGCUGUGUUCCAGAGGAAGAUUCUUAUAAAUGCGUUUGUGUAAUUGGAUUGGAGGAGAAUGUAACGGAAGAUGGUGUCGAGUGCGUCGAUAUUGACGAAUGCCAAACCGGAUUAGAUCGGUGUAGGGAUGAUGGUUACUGUGUUAAUUUGUUUGGUGGAUAUGUAUGUAAUUGUAAUAACGAAGACGAGUCUGAUUGCGUCCGUGAAUUUGAGGAUGAUGAACAAGGAGAAGAUUGUUAUGACAAUCCAAAACUAUGCAGCGAUCAUGGUUCCUGUAUACGAUCAAAUAUUGAUCGAGCGUUAUUUGAGUGCAAAUGCAAUCCUGGUUACAGCAGCGAUAACAACAGAAAUGUUUGCGAGAAAGACACCUGUAAACAAAACCCAUCUUUGUGUCAUCAAAAUGCUAACUGUCUCUCGAUUAAUGGUACAAAUACCUGCGUUUGCAAGACUGGAUAUCAAGGCAGUGGAACUACAUGCAUAAAAACUGAAUUUCUUCUUUCAGUUGAUCAUAGUGGUAUACAGCGAUUAUCUUUUGAUGGAAAACUUAUAUCUGUUGUUGAAAAUAUUGAUGUCAAUGGAUUAGACAUAGAUUGCAUUAAAGGGCGAGUCUACUAUUAUAAGGCAUGUGAUAUCUUUAGCGCUAAUUAUGAUGGUACAGAUAGUCGUUUAUUUAUAACUGAAGCAAUAGAAGUCGCCAGUUUAAACAAUCCAAAGAUGAGAACUGUAUUGGUGGCCGACGAAAGUUUGGAUUCGUUUAAAAACUUUGUUAUCGACCCAAUUAGAGGAUAA